AUGGACUCUGCCCCACUGCUCACUGCCUUCUCUCCAUCAGCUCUCCUGGUGUACCGGGUGUUCAGGAACGAGGCCAGGCGCUCCACCAAAGCGCUGCACGCACUGCUGCACGGUCUGGCACUGCUCAUCGCGCUCGUUGGCCUCGUGGCCGUCUUUGAGUCGCACCGUGCCAAAGGCAUCUCCAACAUGUACAGCCUGCACAGCUGGUGCGGGAUGGCUGCCUUUGUGCUCUACCUCCUGCAGUGGCUCCUGGGCUGUGGCUUCUUCCUGGUGCCUGGCACAUCCUUCUCGCUGCGUGGCCGUUACAAACCCCAUCACGUCUUCUUCGGCAUCGCCCUCUUUGCCUUCUCCAUCGCCACCUGCCUGUUGGGCAUCACUGAGAUGUUGCUCUUCAACAUCAGGGACUCCUACAGCCACUUUGUGCCAGAGGGAGUCCUGGCCAACGUGCUGGGGCUGCUGCUGGUGGCCUUUGGGUUGGUGGUGGGCUACGUGCUGACACGGGAUGACUGGAAGCGGGCACCGCUGGCCGAGGAGAUGGCCCUCUCCAUGGACUUCAAGACACUCACGGAGGGUGAGAGCCCUGGAGGCAGCCAGUGAGGCCCCCAGCUGCCCGGUCCUGGUGGAUGUUGGAUGUCUUUGCGUGCCCCAGCUCCAUGCCCAGUAUUGGUGAGCAGAGCCUUCGCUCGGGGCUCCCUCUGCAUCUUCUAUGUGUGGAUGGAGGUGCCACCACAGAUAGCGUCCCCAGGCUCAGCAUCUCCCUACUGCCAACCUCCAAAGCCCAUUCCCAUCUCUUUGUGCCAAGCAGUAGAUUGGAUGAAUCCCUUCACCAACAUUUCCACGUGUUCUCAGCCCUCCAGGGCUGCAGCCACCCAAGUUCCCCUGCAGCUCCAAGCAAUGCCACGUCUGUGCAACUUAACAUCAGUGUGUUUAAAAUGUUUUCCCCUCUUGUGCAAUGUGUCAUCUGCAAAGUGAACGCUCCUGCCUUAAUAAAGAUU
Molecule: messenger RNA, 995 nt
Organism: Lagopus leucura (white-tailed ptarmigan)
Lineage: Eukaryota; Metazoa; Chordata; Aves; Galliformes; Phasianidae
Product: transmembrane ascorbate-dependent reductase CYB561
Exons: 4
Coding region: 1-597 (198 amino acids)
Cellular component (GO): lysosomal membrane
Molecular function (GO): oxidoreductase activity
Source: RefSeq, a predicted model, not a curated record